UACCAAAUAAAAUGCCAUGGGCCCUUGAUCCCUUUCUUGACCCACUCGUUACAGAUAUUGAAGAUAGCUUUAUUAAUGGUGUCACUGUUGAGUAUGCAGCAUGUGUUAAUGGCAUAGAACCUGGCCCGGUUACUAUAAGCUGUUUAUUGCUAUGUUGGACUGGAGAUCAUCCAGCCCAAUGUGAAGUUGGUAAAUUCCUUGCUGCUGGUGGUGUUCAUGCAUGCAGAAGAGACAAAGUUUCUGGGACUUUAUCAAGUAGUUCAAGAUCAAAUCAAUAUUAUUAUGGCAAUUAUCAAUAUCACUAUCGCUAUCAAUGGUCUCAACGGAUGCUUUCUGAAUCUGUUGAUGACAUGGUAUCAGUCUCUCAAGAAGAUCGUAUCACAGUGCACCGCAAAAAAGCCAGUGAAACUGGUUUUACAGAUGGUUCUAUUGAAGAAAGGCUAGAUGCAAUUCCUUUGACUGCAGAAUUGAAAGAUGGAAGAAUUCCUCAGAGUAUCACAAGACAAAUUGGAUUUCGGAAGGCUGAGGAAUACCGCUUAUCCUGCUUCAGAAUAUGUGCUCGGUGCAAAGUUACCAGAUUGUCACUAUGAUGUUUGCAUUCUAAUUGUAAGGAUAACUGAAUUAGUUUUUGGCUGUGGAAGAAAUGGAUGGACACAACAUUCACUUGAAUUGCUGCAUAAUCUCAUCUGGAGGCACAACAUUCUGACUGAAGUAGCAGAAGGUCUAGAAAGCUGUGUCACAACUCUUCACAAUUUGGUCCAUCUGCCAGAUGAUAUAAAGCGUUUCUCAAGUCCAGACAAUUACUGGUGUUUCGUUUUCGAAAGAGCUGUUCACACUUACGUUGAGCGUUCAUCGAACAAUAAGCAUUUAGAACUUACAUUUGCUAAGGCAGAAAGUCGAAGAGAGUUACUAAAGUUCUUAUUCAGCAAAUCUAAUUCAUCUACGCCAUGUUUUCAAGACCAACUUCUUCAUGCAAGUUCCAUCACAAAAGCACGACUCUGCUUUAGUAAUUGUUAUGAUAAUCGUGCUAUCCUUGUUGGAGGAAAAAAGACAAUUACAGUACCGUCUAACAUGAUACAAUCACUUGUACCUUCCUUAAUGCAACCUUCUGAGACAGUUGGUGUGUCAUGUUGAAGUGUAUUAUUACUACAUCAUGGAUUCGACUGAGUUUUGUAUAA
This is a messenger RNA of Amphimedon queenslandica, 1178 nucleotides long. RefSeq lists its product as uncharacterized. The transcript has 6 exons. Lineage: Eukaryota; Metazoa; Porifera; Demospongiae; Haplosclerida; Niphatidae. The record is from RefSeq and is a predicted model, not a curated record. Bases 12 to 590 code for a protein of 192 amino acids.